This is a messenger RNA of Saccostrea echinata, 3156 nucleotides long. Its product is annotated as E3 ubiquitin-protein ligase RNF166-like. Gene Ontology annotation, molecular function: ubiquitin protein ligase activity. Lineage: Eukaryota; Metazoa; Mollusca; Bivalvia; Ostreida; Ostreidae. The record is from RefSeq and is a predicted model, not a curated record. The coding region runs from base 35 to 718 and encodes 227 amino acids. The transcript has 6 exons. Gene Ontology annotation, biological process: ubiquitin-dependent protein catabolic process; protein polyubiquitination.
GAUCGAGUUCAUCGUCAUUUCCGGAAAUGUCAUCAUGGCUGACAGACGUAAACGACAUGGGACCAGCUCUUACUCUGACAUAGAUGAAGAGUUGGCCCCUUAUAAAUGCCCCGUAUGCUUAGAAAUUUUUAAGAAUCCAGUUCAUAUAACAUGUGGCCAUAAUCAUACGUAUUGUUCAGACUGCGUUGCACCAUACAAGUCCCAGCAUGAAGCACAAUGUCCGGAGUGCAGGGGAACUUUUGAUCCUCGUGACCUGAGGAGAGCCAGUGAUCUGGAACAUGCCAUGAGAAAUGUUCAAAUCCCUUGCAGAUGGUGUGGACAAGGGAUGACGGUACAUCGAUUGAGAUCUCAUUUAGCAAAAUGCAAACAGAGAGAUAGUUCUAUUCCUAAAUUUAAACCAGUUGCAGAGACAGCACAAAGUUUCCCUGCUAAUUUACCAAAUAGGUCUACAUUUAGUUGUCCAAUUUGUCAUCAGGAAAAUUUGGAUUGUACUGCCCUUAUACAACACUGUAACAAAAUUCAUGCACAGGAAUCGGGAAGUUUUGUAUGCCCAGUUUGUGCCUCCAUGCCAUGGGGAGACCCUAAUUACUGUAGUCCUGAUAUAGUUCAUCACCUCAACAUGAGGCAUAAGUUUGAAUAUGACACAUAUGUGGAUUUUAACCAGGAUGAGGAUGAAAUGUUGAGGCAAGCAUUACAGGCCUCCCUGGAACCAGUAUAAAGUUUAGUAUUGUUUAUACAAGAGAGUUGCCAUUAAUAUGCUGAUAAAGAUAUCAGGGGUAUAUAAAAGAGGGGGAAAACUGUGAUGUAACUGAAAAAGAACCAGCCACUAUGCAUAAGUUUGUUUUAAUAGGUAUAUUAGAAAUAUUAGGGGUUAUCAAAAAGUUCAAGAACUGAUGCAAUAAAAUGAAUACUAUGUACUCAGUGCUUACAAAAUUUAUAAGGAAUAUAAAACAGCAAAAGUUUAAGAUGUAUUAAAAAUUUAAGCUUGAUACAUUUAUAAUUUGUCAAAUUAUCAUUAAGUACAAGAGACAAUAUAGGAUCACCAGGUGCUGUGGCCAUUGAGUUUCAUGACGUUGGAUAACAUCAUUGUUUUUCCAUGUUUGCUCCCUCUGCCUCAAUACACUUUUCUUGAUGAAAUUCCCUGGAGUUUUAAGUAAAGACUGAAACCCGUCUUGUUUAUAUUACUUUAUGAUGUCAUGAACAGCUUAUUUCAAUACAUAUAUAGUAUUGUAAAUGGAUAUAUACAUAAGGAAAGAUCCCCAUUCCAUUAUGCCAGCAUAAUUUGUUUGUUGGAAUUCAUUGCCUAACUCACCUGAGCAACAUCACUUUUUGACAUGACUGACUUUGGACAUCCAGACUACAAAACAGGUACUAUGGAUGCAUUUGAUUUCUCUGUAGCCUAUGUAAACAUUUCCUUUAUCUAUGUUAGUUCUUCCAGGGGUGAAACUUUAUAGAAUUUGGGAAAAAGACAUCUCUCCCCCCUUCUGGCAUUACUGAACCCCUUAAUUUUCUGGCAAUGCAUAUAAAAUUUAUGAAAAAAUUUCAUAGAACUUACAGAAUGAGGUAAAAAUUGAAAAUUUUAUGCAACAAUUGAGUGAGUUAACGUAUUGAUUAUUGGAUGACAAAUGCUCACAUAUUAAAGAAUUUUUCUCCAUUAGACACAGUAGAUAUAUGUCGUAUUUUUAGGUUGCGGUUCCUGAUCAUACCAUUGCUUUCAAAAAACAUUAACAAUUUUUAAAAAAUAAAACUAUGAUUUAUAGUUAUUCUAUAGAUAGAAAAAGAUGAUGCUAACAAAAUGUGUAAAAAUUCAUUGAUGUACCUCAAGCGAUUUUAAUUUUAUUCCUGCUAGUCCACGAACUUUUUGAUAACCCAAUGUAUGGUACAUGUGGACUGAAUUGAAAAAAUUAAUGCACGUUUUUUUUAUUUUAUGAAAUAUUUUCUUUGUGUUUGUUCAGUUUAUAAUUGCUUUUCCACAAGGGUGUAGAGGUUAUUGUUCCCCUAUUCUUAUUUUGAGUUUCAUUACAAUUUUUACACUGUAAGAUAAAUCAUGUUUUUGCAAAUUUUUCCAUUUUCAUUAAGUUCUCUUACGUAAUCUUAUCCAGAAUAUGCAUCCUGAUUAUUGUGUCAACACUUUACAAAAUGGUAGAAAUGUUGUUAAAUAUCAGUUUAUCAAUGUAAAAGUUUAUUAUGUAUUUAACACAUGUGGAAUUAAUUUUAUCAUUUCUUUGAGGUAGUUGUCAAAAACCUCGACACAAAAGUUCCCAGUAAUACCAUUGUCUUUUGAUUGUAAAACUUAGCAAAGCAAUACACUGUGAUUUCACAAUUAAAUGUACAAAAUCAUUAAUUGCUGCUACAUGUACAUGUACCUGUUGAAGAUCUUAUGGAUUGCUUAGGUUUUCAUUAAGUUUUUCUGUCUGUAUGUCCUGAUUUUUUUUUUUCUAUUUUUUUUUUUUUUUGAUUGUCUAAUAAUGUUCAAAUUUGGAAUGAUAAUAAGCAAUUAGUCAUAAAUAUGGAAACUAAGUUUGAUUCGGGAUGGGGCAGAUUCCUUAAUAGUACUUUAUAUGAAAGAAUGGUUAAAGAGCAAUAACUUCUGAAAAUGUUCCUAUUAUGAACUAAGUCCAUCUUGCACUGAAAACGCACAUUAUUCACUGAAAACAUACAUUUUCUUAAAUGCAUACUGAUAUACAUCUUCAUUUGUGUUAUAAUUCUACAGAAUUAGUAAAAAAAAAAUAUUUAAGCAAAAAUGAUUUAAAUUCUUUACUGCCUUUUGUAAAUACAAGGAUACUGUUGAAUUUUCGCAAUGACAUUUAAUGUCAUUUUUGGAAAGACUCUUUGAAUUAUAAUUACAAUGGUUGUUUUAUAUUCUUCUUCCUAAAAUAAUCCUUUUUAAUUUUUUUUCUUGAUCAAUUUAUUGCUAUCCCAUGCAUCUGCAGAACCCUUGCUGACUGGUCAGUUUUCUGUUUUUAUUCAUUUUGAUUGCAGAUAAUGUAGAACACAUGACAGUAAUAUUGAAAUGUAAUGAUUAUACUUUAUCUUUUGUAAGGCGACUCCAGAUCACUGUUUUUGCUCUCUUAUAAUAUUUGUUUAAAGUAAAAUAUUUCAAGUAAAAGCGUCUGCCAAAAUUCCAAGACAUUAAAAAGUAACUAAAUCACUCUA